AUGGCUACAACAUAUGAGGGUAGCAAAUUCGAAGAAAAGCAAACAACAGAGACACUUCACCAUGACAACCCGUCCAAAACCUUGGAAAAGGCUUCCUUUCAGAAUGGUCCUCCACGAGAGAUGCCAGAAUCAUUCUCAAUGAUAUCCGGACUCGGAAUAUCAUUCAGUAUUACCAACUCAUGGGCCGUCUAUCUCAGCAUUCUAGGCCAAGGUCUGAUAUAUGGCGGACCUCAAAGCGUAAUAUUGGGUCUAUUAGUUGCGGCUUUCGUACAGUGGAUAAUUACAUUGGGACUCUCGGAACUGGCAUCUGCCUUUCCAUCGUCAGGGGGGCAAUACCACUUCGUUUAUAUUCUAGCUCCAGAGAAUAUGAAAAAUUUCUCGUCAUACUUCGUGGGUUGGCUCUCAAUAAUUGCUUGGUUUAUCGGAGCUAGCUCAGGAGUUUCCAUAGUUGCUGUUACCAUCUCUGGUUUGGUGUCAUUCUGGGACCAAACGUUUGUAGGUGCUCGAUGGAUGAUAUACCUAAUUUACCUGGCGACAACAGUGGUGACGUUUCUACCGCAAUAUCUAGCUCCAAAAUCAGUCCCGAAAAUCACAUCCCUUGCUCUUUUCAUCUCUCUUUCUGGAUUCGUUCUAGCAUUCAUUCUCGCUCUGGCCAUGAAAAGAAACUUCAAUGCCUCUUCAUACAUAACCCAGUCAAAUCUUGGAACUAGUGGCUGGCCACAAGGAUUUGCCUGGGUACUUGGGACAAUCAACCCGAUGUAUGCCUUUGGCGCUACCGAUGCUGUUAUACACAUUUCAGAAGAGAUUCCAAAUCCCAAAGUCAAAAUUCCAUUGAUAAUGAAUCUCUGUGUAUUGAUUGGUAUGGUUACUGUGUUUCCACUCGUCACAGUCUUGAUGUACACCAUGACCGAUAUGGACGCAGUAAUCGCUUCUCCUCUUCCAAGCGCAGAAUUGAUAUAUCAGGCUACGGGGAGUAGACCUGUGACAACGUUUCUAAUGUGCUGGAUCAUAUUAGCAUAUGCAACCUCGAUAUGCUCAGCGUGGGUGGCAAGUGGUCGAAUUAGCUGGGCUUUCGCCCGAGACGGCGGUAUACCUUUCAAAUCUUACUUCGCUCACAUUGAUCCCAAAAAAGAGUUUCCAGUACGCACCACAGUAGCAACUGUAUUAUUCGUCUGCAUCUACGGACUUCUCUUUCUCGCUAGCAGUACUGCCUUCAACUCCAUCAUCGCAACGGCCGUUCUAUUCUUGAAUAUCACAUUCGCUGUUCCACAAGCUUUUGUGGCCUUUCGGGGUCGAGAUAAACAUCUUCCUUCCCGACCUCUGAGUCUUGGACUCUCAGGAUACUUUGUCAACAUUUUCUCGAGCGUCGCAGCCGUGGUCAUCGUUGUGUUGGCGUGCUUUCCGCCGAUAUAUCCGGUAUUUGUCCAAAACAUGAAUUACGGAUCUGUUAUCAUGGCUGGAAUCUUCAGUAUCUUGAUUGUGCUAUGGUUCGCGGUUGGAAAGGGGAGUUUUGAGGGACCGAAGUUAGACAUCGAUUCUCAAAGUUCGGAACUCACUGUCGGCCCUGACAUAGUGCUCAUCGCAUAA
This is a messenger RNA of Glarea lozoyensis ATCC 20868, 1587 nucleotides long. Its product is annotated as choline transporter. The transcript has 7 exons. Lineage: Eukaryota; Fungi; Ascomycota; Leotiomycetes; Helotiales; Helotiaceae. Gene Ontology annotation, biological process: transmembrane transport. The coding region runs from base 1 to 1587 and encodes 528 amino acids. The record is from RefSeq and is a predicted model, not a curated record. Gene Ontology annotation, molecular function: transmembrane transporter activity. Gene Ontology annotation, cellular component: membrane.